Molecule: messenger RNA, 984 nt
Organism: Cavia porcellus (domestic guinea pig)
Lineage: Eukaryota; Metazoa; Chordata; Mammalia; Rodentia; Caviidae
Product: olfactory receptor 52I2-like
Exons: 1
Coding region: 34-984 (316 amino acids)
Biological process (GO): G protein-coupled receptor signaling pathway
Cellular component (GO): plasma membrane
Molecular function (GO): olfactory receptor activity; G protein-coupled receptor activity
Source: RefSeq, a predicted model, not a curated record
AUUUUAAUCUUAAAGAAGAUAAUCUCAUCUGUGAUGCUGGAGUCACCCUACAACCACACAAUGGAAAAUCCUGCCACCUUCUUUCUUGUGGGAAUUCCAGGUUUGCUGUCUUCACAUCUUUGGAUGGCUGUCUCACUGAGUGUCAUGUACACGAUGGCCUUUCUGGGAAACACCCUCCUUAUGAGUAUAAUCUGCAUGGAUUCCACUCUCCACGAGCCUAUGUAUUGCUUCCUGUGUAUUCUGGCUGCUGUGGACAUUGUUAUGGCUUCCUCCGUGGUACCCAAGAUGCUGAGCAUCUUUUGCUCAGGAAAUGGCUCCAUCAGCUUCCAUGCAUGCUUUGCUCAAAUGUAUUUUGUCCAUGCAGCCACGGCUAUAGAGACAGGGCUGCUGCUGGCCAUGGCUUUUGAUCGCUAUGUAGCUAUCUGCAAACCACUACAUUACAAGAGAAUUCUCACACCUAAAGUGGUGCUUGUAAUCAGUGUCAGCACUGUAUCCCGAGGUAUUAUAUCUAUGACUCCACUGAGUUGGAUGUUGAGUCAUUUACCAUUCUGUGGCUCCAAUGUGGUUUCCCAUUCCUACUGUGAGCUAAUGGCUGUGGCCAAGUUGGCAUGUGCUAGUCGCAUGCCCAGCCGUCUCUAUAGUUUAACUGUUACCUCCAUUAUUGUGGGUUUUGAUGUGGCCUUCGUUGCUGCUUCCUACAUCUUGAUUCUCAGGGCAGUGUUCAAUCUUUCCUCAAAGAUUGCUCAGCGGAAGGCAUUAAGCACCUGUGGCUCCCAUGUGGGUGUCAUGGCCCUGUACUAUUUUCCUGGUUUGGCAUCUAUCUAUGUAGCCUGGGUAGCACAGGACACAGUGCCCUUGCAUAGUCAAGUACUAUUAGCUGACUUGUACCUGAUUCUUCCACCCACUUUAAACCCCAUCAUUUAUGGUAUCAGGACUAAACAAAUACGUAAGAAAGUAUGGAAUUUGCUGAUGUUCUUCUUUUAG